Molecule: messenger RNA, 2888 nt
Organism: Drosophila takahashii
Lineage: Eukaryota; Metazoa; Arthropoda; Insecta; Diptera; Drosophilidae
Product: ras-like protein family member 10B
Molecular function (GO): GTPase activity; GTP binding
Source: RefSeq, a predicted model, not a curated record
UAAAUCAGCUGCCAACCAAAUUGCAACUCUGCCUCGCUAAUCUCAAAGCUUGCUGCCUGCCUUUUACUUCUAUCCCAACUUGUUCCGCUAAAUCAGUCAAGCUGGCGUCGUUCAAGCAGAAAAAUAACAAUAAUACUAUAAGCAAUUAUAAUAACAAUAUAAUGUGGAGUAGUACUAUAUCGCCAACUAACUCUAAGAAACUAUUGAUCGGUAGCACACGCAGCGUUGAUUAUGUCGGUGAUAGUGCGAGGACGGCAGCAGGCAAUAUCAAAACAGGAGCAGCAGCAUCAGCAGCAGCAGGAGCCAAAGGAUCAAAAGCCAAAGCCACCGCCAUCGCAGCCACAGCCGCAGCAGCGAACACAACAAAGAUCUCAAUUGAAAUGGAGCUUCAUAUACAGAAUAAGUGCAUUUCGGCAUAGCGCAUCACUCUGGAGGGUGGUGCGGAGCCGCCAUGGCUGCAGGGCCCCCUUAAAGCCGCAUUUUUGGGGGCUACUGGGGUCGGCAAAACAAGCAUACUACAGCAAUUUUUCUACCAUGACUUUCCGAGGACUCAUCAGACGACAACACAUCGCAAGAUUUAUAAAAACUGUCUGGUCUGCGACACCUGCAUACGUGAGCUGAUGGUACUGGACGUUCCGCCCCAGAAGCGAUUUCCGGCUGACAACUUCGCCGAGUGGAACAACGGACAUCCGCUGGGGCUGCGAACGGUGCACGCCUAUGUCUUGGUCUACGACAUGGGAAAUUUGGAAACAUUUCAGUACUGCCGCUCGAUGAGAGAUCAAAUCUUGGACAGUUUCAGUCAUCGUGAUUUUAGCAUAAUUGUGGUCGGCAAUAAAUUUGACAAUGUGACUGAGGCACAGGCCAACUCGCAGGAGCUCAAGGAUAUUUCCACGCUGGUGCGCAAACAUUGGCGCUGCGGCUACGUCGAGUGCUCGGCGCAAUACAACUACAAAAUCGGCGACGUAUUUCGUGAGCUAAUGGGCUGCACCAGCACGGGUGGAGGCGGCGGCGCCGGAGGAGGAGGCGUGGCCGGGGUCGGUGGCCUGGUUGGCACUGAGUACUCACAAUCAACUAGGAAUAAAGGACGCUGUACAAUACUUUAGCAAAUGUUGCAUAAGUUUUUUAAGCAGACGCUCUGAUCUGGCGCAUUAUAUCCGGGUGGACUCGUUGCGAGCGGCAGCUGGGGCAAGGUGGCGUAUACGCAAUCUCCGAGGAGGAUACACAAAGACGACAUUGUUGCCCCUUGCCAACGCUGGCAGAUGCAUAUUUUAACAUAUAUUUUUAGUGGCCACACUCCCAACUCCACACUCCGUACUCCCGAGUUUCCAGAACCUCCUUUUGUUUGCCAUUAUUACAACAUUUUGCUGGCUGCCUUUAUGGACGCUUUUUGCUGUGCUCAUUUAAAUGGCGAUGGGACUGCCGAACGGAGGAUACGUUUGGCCAGCGGCAAGGCAAAGCCACCCAGAUUCCGAUCCUUGCUGACAACUUUUGUGCGUCCGCAUUUGCAAUUCAAUGCCAUAAGCUGGCAGGAAGUGCAGUCGCCAUGAAUAUGCAGCGAUAUCCGCAAAGUGCAGCAACAAUUGCCGGCGAAAAGUUUGAUUCCUUUGUGGUUAUUAUUAUUAUAAUCGUUGCGGUUAUUAUUUCUGUCGUGGAACGUAAAUAGGCAAUUAAUCCCACCAUAAUUUACAAUACAUUUUAUGUACGAACGAAUAACCUUGUUAUCGAAACAAACCGAAAUCGUAUAGGAACUUAAGUAGUUAACCUAAGCUAUACACAAAUAUUUAAACAUACUUUAACGUUGUGAUCAUUUCAAGAAUUAGUUCUUAAGACACCCAGACAUAACUUCGGUUAGUGUCCAGUCAAGUCAAGUCUCCGAAACUGAAUUACCAGAAUUUUAGGACAACGUACGAGUAAGAGCAAUUUAAUAAAUAGCAUUAAGUGUUCGGGAGGGCGACCGAAGGUGGUAAAAUCAAAGAGUUACAAUCAUGCCAUUAAAAUCCUCAAAAGGCUAGCAUCCAUAAAUAUCCGCUUCACACCAGUAUAAUUGUACAUCCUUAAAAAAUGUAUGUAAUUGUAGUUAACUACAAUUCAUGGCUCUUCAUUGAAUCUGAAAUCAAAUCAAAGCAAUAGAAAUUCAAAAAUAUAAACCAAUGAUUUUGUUUAUUAAAAAAAUUAAAAACCAAAUAUUUUAUUCAUUUUUGUCGUUCAGGAGCCGUGAUCAAGAAGCCUUAAGAACCAGAAGCAAAUAUUUCAUAGUAAACCUUAGAGUAAACUAAGAUUACAACUUGAUUAAAGCGCACAAAAACGACGAUUGUGUUUUUAUGGCAUACUCGAAAUUAUUAGACCCUAGGUUAAAGGUCAAAAGGACAAUGGUCCGCGUAGCGUAGUGCAGUGAUGCCAAAAAGACCUAACCGAAGUAUUAGUUAGGCUCUACUAUCCGCUGGGCAUCGCUUGGCGAUUAGUUAUAUUCUGCGCUGAUCCACGAAACACAUACAUACCAUACCGAUCUCUUUCUUUACCUCAACAAAAGAACUCAAACUACUCAAAAGAAAAGCAAUCAAGGCUGACUUUGUACAUAGAGAUUUCAAAGGAAGAACUUUGCGAAAAUGCUAUGGAAACCGACUUUUACAGCAAUAUAAGUAAGCUCUAACUGAUAUUCAUGGUAAAUAACUGGGCGCACUGCCACAAAUUGGUUCCACUCCCAGUUGAGUGUUCGGCUAAGGUUCUAGAAAUAGUUAAUAUAACAAAUAAAUUUGAAACAAUUUUUUGAAAUUAUUUCAAGGUUAACCAAGGCAAAUCGAUAAUAAUACAAGAAGUUAUAAACCAUUAUUGUUAAAAAUAAUAUUAAUUAAAUAUAUAUUUGGCGGCUUUGAUAAAGGACAUAUACC